AUGAACCUGGCAUCAGGAUCAACAGCCUUGCCACUAUUUCCCACAACCCAACAAUCUUCAACACCAUCUUCACCAUCAUCACAGACACCACAGUCAUCCUCACCAUUCAUGGCACCAUCUUCAACAGUCCCACUAUUGUCAUCAUCAUCAUCUUCUUCUUCAACACUAUCAUCUACACCAUCUUCAACACCAACAUUAACAUCACUGUUAUCAUUAACAUCUUCAAUAACACCAUCUUCACCAUCCUCAGCCCCACUAUUAUCAUCAUCAUCACCUUCUUCUUCUUCAACUCUAUCAUCUACACCAUCUUCAAUACUAUCAACAACACCAUCCUUAUCAUCUUCACCAAGCUCACCUCAUCAAUCCUCACCAUCAUCACUACUACCCUCAUCAUCUUCGCCAUCAACACUAGCAAUAACUCCACCAUCUUCAUCAUCACUACUAACUCCAGAAUCAUUUUCAUCAUCUUCAACAUCACCAAUGUCAUCAUUAGCAGCCUCAUUAUCAUCACCAACCACAAUGUCUUCAUCAUCCUCACCAUCUAGAUCAAUAAGACCCUCUUUAUCUUCACCAACCUCAGCAGAAUCAAUGUUAUCAUCCACACCAUCUUCAUCACUACCAUCAACAUCAUUCCCACAAACUCCAUCAGCAUCUUCACCACCUUCACGAUCACCAACAUUGCCACCAUCUUCAUCACCAACCGCAAUGUUCCAAACAACAACCUUGUCAUUUUCUUUAUCAUCUUCCUCAUCCUUACCAUCAUCAAUAAAUUCACAGCAUUCAUCACCAACAUUAACACCAUCGUUAUCAUCAUCAUCUUCAGUACUAUCAUCUUCACCAUCCUCUUAUUUACCAUUCUCAGCACCAUCGUCAUCAGUCCCACUAUUGUCAUCAACAACCACAGCAGCACAGUCCGCAUUAAUAGCAACUUCUACAUCAUAUUCCUUACCUUUACCAUCAUCAGCAAACUUACAGCCUUCAUCACCAUCCCCACCAUCUUCACCACCAACAUUAACACCGUCAUCAUCUUCAAUAUUAUCAUCUAAAACAUCAUCAUCUUCAGCAUCCUCAACAUCUUUAUCAGUCUCAUUAUUGCAAUCAUCAACAACGCCAUCUUCAUCAGUCCCACUAUCAUCAUCAUCAAUAACUCUAGCAGCACAACCCUCACUAUCAGCAACCUCAACAUCAUCUUCCUCAUCCAUACCAUCAUCAGCAAACUCACAGCCUACAUCGCCAUCCCCACCAUCUUCAUCACCUACAUUAACAUCUUCAUUAUCAUCAACAUCAUCUUCAAUAAUGUCAUCUCCACCAUCCUCAUCAUCUUCACCAUCCUCAGCACCAUCUUCAUCAGUCCCACUAUCGUCAGCAUCAUCUUCUUCAAUGUUAUCAUCUACACCAUUUUCAUCACCAAAAUUAUCAGUGCAAUCAUUUUCAACCCCACAAUCUUCAUCAUCAAUCUCAACAUCACCACCUGCACCAACUACAACAUCCUUCUCAUCAUCAUCAUCAUCAUCAAUAACCUCAUUAUCAGAUGCCCACACUUGUAAAAACUCACAGAAGCUGAACUCCCCAACACAGUUCUGCUAUUUGACCACUAGAGGGCACAUCAACAGCCUUGCCACUAUUUUCCACAUCCCAAUGGUCUUCAUCACCAACCCCACCAUCAUCACAGACCUCACCACAGUCAUCAGCCUCACCAAUCAUGAUGCCAUCUUUACAAUCUUUGCCAUCUACGUCACCAACCAGACACUCUUCAUCUUCACCAAGCUCAGCAAAAUCAACAUUAUCAUCCACACCAUCAUCAUCACCAAUGUCACCAUCUUCAUCAAACUCAACACAACCUAUAUCAUACUUACCACCUUUAACAUCACCAACUAUACAACCUUAUUCACCAUCAUUACCAACCACAACACUGUCAUCAACAACCACAUUUCCAUCAUCCAAACCAUCACCAUUGUCACAACCUUCUAUAUCCUCACCAUCAUCAUCACCACUGACCUCACCACCAUCCUCCUCUAA
Molecule: messenger RNA, 2019 nt
Organism: Megalobrama amblycephala (Wuchang bream)
Lineage: Eukaryota; Metazoa; Chordata; Actinopteri; Cypriniformes; Xenocyprididae
Product: flocculation protein FLO11-like
Exons: 4
Coding region: 1-2019 (672 amino acids)
Source: RefSeq, a predicted model, not a curated record